Messenger RNA from Aplysia californica (California sea hare), 818 nucleotides. RefSeq lists its product as uncharacterized. The record is from RefSeq and is a predicted model, not a curated record. The transcript is spliced from 3 exons. NCBI's taxonomy places the organism in Eukaryota, Metazoa, Mollusca, Gastropoda, Aplysiida, Aplysiidae. The coding region runs from base 54 to 413 and encodes 119 amino acids.
ACGUUUGUUCUCGGCACAGAACGCACACCGGCGACACAACACAAGAUUUCAAAAUGGAUGAAGACUCUCUGACUGCACAGGAGGAAAUGAAGGCUUUGAUUGAUAAAAUGGGAGCUCUCAGCAAACAAGUAAAGGAGAAAAGUGAUGAGGAGAAAUACUUAUUCAAGACAGAAGUAAAAAAACUGCAAGAGCUGCUCAGCUGCUCACAAAACCGCGAGGACACAAUGACUGUAGAGCAGACGGAGCGUCUCAAGGCUUCCAUGUACCGAAUGCAAGCCGAGUUUGAGCAGAGGACAAGGCAGGAAGAGACUCUCAAGAAGCAAGUCAGACAGGCAGAAGAAACUUUGGCAGAUCUCAGAAGGCAGCUGGAGGAGAAGAUGCAGCAACCUGGAGCCCAGCCCAGAGCAAAGUGAGUUUGGCCUUGGCUUGACCGAAAGGUGGGGCUGUGGCGUAUUUGUUACGUUACAGCACAUUGGUUUGAUGUUUCACAACAUGCACACACACAAACGCACACGCACACGCAAACACACUCACACAAACAUGCAUACACAUGCAGGCUUACUAUCACAUUCGUAAUAUAAAUGAGCAACAAUAUAAACAAUAAAUAAUCUUAAGCUAGAUACAUAUUUUGUGUGAUGACGCCAUUUAUUUGUUCUACAUGGUUCAUCCAGGAGCUAAGAAAAAUCCAUGAACAGGUACUGUUACUAUCAUUCCACACAAAGAUUUCAUCUUCUCUAUGCUGUAGAGGCAGUAACGUUUUUUGACUUUGUGAACAUUCUUUUUGCCUUAUUUUGCACAAAUGAAGUACUGCUCUUAAA